ACAGGCGAAUAUCUUCAUGCAUCAUUACGGUGUGAAAGAGCAAGGCAACGUGGACCCCGCUCAGGACCCCCAUGGAGAGCUGCAGGGUCAAAAUGUGCUGAUUGUGCGUUACUCCGUGGAGCUCACCGCUGCUCACUUUGGCAUCAGCGUGGACAGACUGUCUGAGCUGCUGUCCGAUGCCAGAGCCAAGCUGGCCGAGGUACGGAGAGCACGCCCACCUCCUCACCUGGACACCAAAAUGCUAGCUUCCUGGAAUGGUAAGUUUCCCACAUCCCGAUUGGAAGAAAGUAAAUGUGUCAGCCAGUAAUAUACUGCUGGAAAU
Molecule: messenger RNA, 322 nt
Organism: Sinocyclocheilus anshuiensis
Lineage: Eukaryota; Metazoa; Chordata; Actinopteri; Cypriniformes; Cyprinidae
Product: spermatogenesis-associated protein 20-like
Exons: 2
Coding region: 17-307 (96 amino acids)
Source: RefSeq, a predicted model, not a curated record